AUGUCCUCGCACAAGAGGAAACGAUCUCUCUCUCACCACCUACCAGACGACGCCAUCAACCCCCUCUCACACAGUGAAGGCACGAUAAAACAGCUGCGCACCGCGGGCCUCACGGCGGACGACCUCCUGCCGUCCGACUACAUCCCGGACUUCCCGCACCGGCCUAUUCGCCCGUCCCACCAGCAGCAGCAGGCAGAUGACGGCAGUGAAGACGACAAGGAUGGAACUGACGAUGGGGCAGGCAGCGACGAGAGCAGAGCGGACAGCGCCAAGAAGGCGCAGCAGCGGCGGCAGUCCCGCGACGCGCAGGAGAAGCAGCUCGGGUUCCUGACGAACACGAUCCUGCGGGCGCUGGAGGAGGGCGACAUCCCGCGGGCCAAGAGGGCGUUCAGCUUGGUGCGCCGGUCCGAAGUCCGCGGCAAGCCGGUCGACCUGAGGAAGAACGCGCUGUGGAGCCUCGGGGCGGAGAUCCUAAUGCGCGACGGGGAGGUGAGAUCGAGGAGCGUGAUGCCGGGGGAGCCUGGGCCUGAGGCGAGCGCCGGCGAGCGCGAGGACCCCGGCGUUGAGGACGAGGGCGCCGCGACGAGGAGGAAGAGGAGGUGGGGCUCCGCGGCCAACAUGCCGCGGCUGCGGGCCUACCUCGAGUCGCUGGUGCGGCAAUACCCGUACAACCGGCUGCACCCGGACAGCAUCAGCGACCUGGACUUCCACCCGGUGCUGUUCGGUUGCGAGUUCUACGAUGCCUGGGCCGAGCAGAGGCUCGCGCUGGAGCGGCUGGCCGACGAGUCCGAUUCGUGGAGCGACGGCGACCUCGACGUCGUCCCCGAGAUGGACAUGCCGGACUACUACAACGACGACGGCGGCGGCGCGCGUGAAGAAGACAGCCGGUACCGCCAGGGACAGAGCCUCAGCGGAAGGGAGAGGCGGCUGCGCCAGGCAAAGGCCGAGCUCGGGCUGCGGGCCCUCGCGGCCAUGCGGGACGUGGCGGCGCGCAUGGACAGCCUGAUGGAGAACGCGCCCUACUCGCGCAGCGCCGAGCUGCUGCGGCUGCGCGGCAUGGUGGCGCUGUACAUCGGGGACCUGAGCGUGCCGCCGGGGCCGCGGACGGCGGACGAGGACGAGGAGGGCAGCCGGGUCAAGGGGUUGGAGCAGGAGAGGGCGAGGGCCUUCUUCGUGCGCAUGGUGAAGAGCGGGGGGCGGACUGAUGCGUGUACGGAGAGGUGGCUACGCGAUGGGAACGCCAGCGAGGAUGACUACGGAGCCGACGAUGACGACGAGGGCUUUCAGGGCAGCCAGUGGGGUGGACUGCCCGUGUUUUCGUCGUUGCCUAUGCGGUAG
Diaporthe citri is the source of this 1338-nucleotide messenger RNA. RefSeq lists its product as uncharacterized. Gene Ontology annotation, biological process: nucleolar large rRNA transcription by RNA polymerase I. NCBI's taxonomy places the organism in Eukaryota, Fungi, Ascomycota, Sordariomycetes, Diaporthales, Diaporthaceae. Gene Ontology annotation, molecular function: TBP-class protein binding; RNA polymerase I core promoter sequence-specific DNA binding. The record is from RefSeq and is a predicted model, not a curated record. The transcript has a single exon. Gene Ontology annotation, cellular component: RNA polymerase I core factor complex. The coding region runs from base 1 to 1338 and encodes 445 amino acids.